Solanum tuberosum (potato) is the source of this 1104-nucleotide messenger RNA. RefSeq names its product putative disease resistance protein RGA3. The transcript has 2 exons. Gene Ontology annotation, molecular function: ADP binding. The coding region runs from base 1 to 1104 and encodes 367 amino acids. The record is from RefSeq and is a predicted model, not a curated record. NCBI's taxonomy places the organism in Eukaryota, Viridiplantae, Streptophyta, Magnoliopsida, Solanales, Solanaceae. Gene Ontology annotation, biological process: defense response to other organism.
AUGAGAAAGGAUGCUGUUCUGUGCACCAUUCCCAUAGUCGGUAUGGGGGGUUUAGGGAAAACUACUCUGGCUAAGAGGAUUUUCAAUGACCAACACAUCGAGAAACACUUUGAAAAGAGAAUUUGGUUGUGUCUACCUGAAAUGUCUGAAAUUAAGAGCUUUCUUGAACUGAUCCUCGAAUCAUUGACAGAGAGGAAAGUUGAGGUCCAGAGCAGAGAUAUAAUAGUCAAGAAGCUCCGAGAUGCAUUGGGAGAAAAACAGUAUUUGCUUGUCCUGGAUGAUUUGUGGCGUGUUGACUCUACUUCGUGGCACGAGUUCUUGGACACCUUGAGGGGAAUAAAUACAUCCAGAGGAAACUGCAUUCUCGUGACUACUCGUUCGAAGCAAGUGGCAUCCAUAGUAGCAGCAGAUCUUCAUAAGUUGGGGAAAUUAACAGAUGAUCAUUGUUGGUCCAUUUUCAAACAACGAGCAUUUGUUGAUGGGGAAGUUCCCGAGGAAAUACUGAGUGUGGAGAACAAGAUUGUUGAAAUGUGUCAAGGUCUACCUUUGGCUGCUAGUGUGUUGGGAGGCCUCUUUUGUAACAAGGAAAAACAUGAAUGGCAGGCAAUACUUGAUGGCAGCUCCCUUGUUGCAUCUGAAGAUAGCAUUAAGAAUAUCCUAAAACUCAGUUAUGAUUAUCUACCAUCUCCACAUCUGAAGAAAUGUUUUUCUUACUUUGCAAUAUUUCCAAAAGAUUUUCAGUUUGAAAAGGACCAACUAAUCCAACUCUGGAUGGCAGAAGGGUUUCUUCGUCCAUGUCAAGAGACCCCUGUGAUGGAAGACGUUGGGAACAAGUUUUUCCAACUCUUGUUACAAUAUUCCUUGCUGCAGGAUGUUAAUCUAGAUAAGUACAACAAUACAACACACUGUAAGAUGCAUGAUCUUGUGCAUGAUUUGGCUGGAGAUAUCUUAAAAUCUAGACUAUUUGAUCCGAAGGGAGACAAUGGAGAAAAACUUUCUCAAGUUCGAUACUUUGGAUGGGAAUCACCAAGUGAUCAAAUAGAUAAGAUAUAUGAGCCAGGACGUCAGGCAUCAAGGAGUUGUCAGCCUCAAUCGUCAAGCUAA